This is a messenger RNA of Sphenostylis stenocarpa, 639 nucleotides long. The record is from the annotation of a GenBank genome assembly. NCBI's taxonomy places the organism in Eukaryota, Viridiplantae, Streptophyta, Magnoliopsida, Fabales, Fabaceae.
AUGGCUUUCAUAUUCAUCAAAACCCUAUUCCUCUUCGUCUCCUUCUCAGGCCUCAUACUCCACGCCCACGCCCACACCGCCCGCUCUCCGCAGGCCCGCGUCUGGUCCCUCUGCAAGUACACCACCAACCCCGUCGUAUGCUACAAGACCAUUAUUCCCUAUGCCAUUGGUGUCAAGAAAUUCAACUACUACCAAGCCCUAGAAGUAGAGAUUCUUGCGACACGCGACCUGGUGAUGAACACUACGAAUCUCAUCUCCGUGCUCCUGGCGAACCCAGGCAAUUCCAAGGACCUCAAAGACUCACUGCAAACGUGCUUCGAGCAGUACGAUAACAUUAAAGACUCCAUCAAGGAGAGCUUGAACCUAGUGGCACAGCGCAACGUCAUCGAGAUGCGCUUCAAGUUCAGCGCGGUGCUGUCGUACCUCGCCGCUUGCACCGAUGAAUUUCCGAAUUCGCCGAUUGAGAAGGAGGGGCAGGACUUGUUCGAUCUCGGCGGCAAUUGCUUGGACAUCAUGAAAGCCAUUGAGGAUAGAGAGAGUCGUCUUCGCCCAGGAGCAAGCCCAGUCCCAACCCCAAUCGUUGUUACCCCACCAUCAGCUCCUAGCCCAUGUCAGAAUGUGAUUGGGCCUUGCAGUUAG